UUGCUCAUUCUAUUUACUUUUUCCCGUUUGCUUGCAAGCUCAGCUGAAUUCAUGACGAACACCUUAAAUGAACUUCGAAAAGAAAAUGACGACUCUUUUUUCAAUUAGCUACAGAGUAGGUACAUGAGACAAGUUCGUAAUUGACACGGAAUCAGUAUGCAGUCGGUGAUAAUGUUUUUAGCCUUUUUCUGCUUCUGUUUGGAAGUACACCAUGUCUGUUGUAUAAUCUGUCUAGAUGAACAGUACACUAUUGUCAGCUCAAAUGGGAGUGCUGUGUAUUGUUUUAACUGUGCCAGGUGUCACCCUGGACAAGGAUUGAGUCCUCCAUGUGGUUCGCAUGUUAAAAAGGAAGAAAUGUCUCAAAUACGUUGCAAAGAUUGCCCUUCAGGCAUGUUUUCUGAUGAGUAUGACCCAUCCCCUUGUAAAACCUGUCAACAGUGCGCUCUUCACGAGAUAGCAUCUGCCAAUUGCACCAAGGUAUCUGAUGCAAGUUGCAACAGAACGUGUGCUAAAGGAUACUUCUUUGUUGACGUCUCUCACAGCUGUCAACAAUGUUCAUUUUGUUGUUUUGACAAAAAUGACGAACCACAGCCAGAAUGUAUCAAACAAGGGUUCAAUGCUACUGGUCAAUACUGCAGUAUUCGAUCAGAUAAGAAUUGCGCUCCAGUACAUCCAACUGCAGGAACAACCUUGCGAACAAUUGUGACUAGUAUGAUGCAUUACCAAAACAGAUCAGCCCCUUCUGCUACUAGUGCAGUAGUGCCUGGUGAUAAUACUAAGGGCAGCAUUAUAGUACUUAGUGUGGUGGCUUUUAUGUUUGCCUCUGCCACACUUAUUGGUGGAUUCUUGUGCUGGAGAAAAAGGAAGAAGGAGCAAGGGAGAGAGGCAUGGAUCAAAGAUAGAAAUCCUAGUGCAACACUUCAAGAUGGCACCAGCUGUGCCAAAAAAAGACCUGCAGUGUCAGAUUCCAGUGCUGUGGUGCCAUUGGCACCCCCCAAAGUUAAAUCAUUACAGAUCAAUGUAGCUUAUACUCCAUCCUCUCCAGAAGAGUCUCCCUGUCCAACUGAUGAUGAACUAGGUGAACUGCGUAACCCAAAGGAUGAAUUACGAAAGAAGCGAAUUUUGAAACGACAAAGCAGUAAGGAAGCACAAGCAUCAAAGGACAGUGCAAGCAAGAGCUUGUUAGGAUCUGGAGAGGAAGGCAGUGAUAAAAGUAAAGUGCAAGAUGAAAACGGUGUUAGUCCAGCAAUGGAUAGGAGACCAAGUGUUGUAGAGACUGCCAUAAGGAAACUGUCUAGAGAGAUCAGCUAUCAGCCUCUACCAGGAGAAGAUCCAGAUGAGCCAUACGGUAAUGGGCAAAAGGGGGCAGGAAGGUCCAGCGAGCCAAUUGUGAGUUUCAUAAAGAGGAAAUUUUCAGGCGCUAGCACCCCUAAAAAGGAAAUCAUCCAGGCUGUGGUGCUACCCAGACAUCAAGAACAGAAAGAAGGAUCACGAGUGGAAUUUAAAUGCAACAUCUCUGGGGAGUUAGUAGGACGUUAUCAGUGGUUUAAAGAAGACUCCAUGAUGGAUGGUCAAAGAAACUCUUCCCUUGUUCUGGAUCCAGUUAAGAUGGAGGACUUUGGCAAUUACAAGUGUGAAGUGAAGUAUGACGAUGCUGACAGUGUGAAGUGUGUGACAUCUCUCCCUGCAGAAUUAGACAUUGUCCCGCGUGAAGGAAUGGAGCGCAAAUGUCUCACAGAUGUUGAUCUCAAUAUUCAAGAGAUGGUUGGAAACCUUCUGAUCCAGAAAAAACCCGGAAUUCGGACCUGGAAACAGCUCGCUACCAGGUAUACCAUGCAGAAAGAUCUUAUAGUUUCUCUCGAAAUCAGCCAAGAGACGGCCGGAAAAGAAGUAAUUGAGUUCCUAGCAAGGACAAACCCGAAACUUACAGUGUAUGAGAUUUGCAAGGAACUUAAAGAUAAAGACAUACGGCGUUUUGACAUUGUUGAAGUAUUGUUACCUCAUCUUUCGACUCCAAUUUCAGGCAGGGACGUUCGUGUAUAAAUUUUUUAUCACGUGACGCCAAUCAAGCCAUUUGCUCAUUGAGUUGCUGCGGCAACUCAAUGAGCAAAUCAUGAACAAUUAGAUUACUUUUUAGUUGAGUAUCUAAAGUGAUCCAAUACAUUUAGGUUUGCUUUACCUCACCCGGGUAAAAUCGUUGUGUAAUCUUCGGUUGUGAAUUGUGAAAUCUUUUAGUGAAUUGCACUUCAUUAUCCACAAGCAAAAAUUCAGUAUCAAGGGAGGAAGUAUAAGUUGAAACGUUCCUUUGAGUAUUUUUUUUUUAUACAAGACGUAGUCAAGUGGAAAAGAUAAUGACAAAAACUCACAUACUCCUUUACAGACAAGUAAAUAGGUAGAAAAUGGUUUGAGAACAAGUGUAACAGUGUCAAUGGACUACAUUAAUGGCAAAUAUAGAUUACUCAAUUAUUUUUUAAACAUUUUUUGUACUUUAAUGAGUUUUUAAUUAAUUUUUUAGCUAAUUGAUUACCAUCUGAUCAAUCGCCCAAAUUCGGGAAAUCUUUCUUCUAGGUAAUUUUCCAUCCAUACUCGGUACCUUGGUUGUAAGAUUUCAGAAUUUUUAGUUGAAAGUAUUAUACAUUCACAAUAACAUCAUUUAGCAAAGCCUACUAUGUAAGCAAGUGUAAAUUCUGUUUCCAGCUACCAUACAAAUGUUUCUGAAUUUUGAUCUAGGGUGUAUUUUGCAUAGGCUGGUAACAUUAUCGCAGGCGAUUGUUAGGGUCCGACUGUGGGAUUCCUGUCGAUUACCCUUGUAAUUGAGUGCAGGCUGAUGGUUGUCAGUUGUUGUAGGAAUCUCAGCCAUGAGAUGACAAAAUGUUAACCGAAUUUAUUCAAUGUAUUAAAAAAUCUUAUCUUAAAUUUACGCUCAAAUAGGCACUCACGGUCUUGUUUAGGAAAAACCAAUUAUUUGAAUAGUGAAAGGACAGAAAUAUUAUCGGUAGCUUUUGAAGCUGAUCUUUUUUUAUAUUACUAGUAUUCUUCGAGUAUUGACCACAAUAUUCGUGCACACAAAAAUUCACUUUCAAGACCAUCAGCUCCCUUGACAGCAACUUGAAGGAGCUAGGGACAGAAGCUGUUCAAAGGUCAAUCUCUUAUUCAAUGCCUUCAUGUUUGAACUUUCUUUUGGUAUCAACCCAUGUACUGAUAUUAAUUGCACAAUUUUUUAUUCGUUUGGGAUGAGUCAUUGCCGCUAGCAUUGCGCAUAGCUCACUAGGCUUUUCUAGUUUGAGCACUCUGGCAUGGCUUAGACGAUACCACAAAUGUGGGAUCGUUUGGGGUGACCAUAGAUAGUUAGAUACUUUACUUUAUUGGUGAAUACUUCGCAGCAUGAACUGAAUUGCGCAUUCACAGAUAUAAAAUAAAAAUUACUAUUUACAUGUAUACAUCUUAUUAUUAAAAAAAUACGUAGUUCGUCGUAAGGGGGAACUUCUACAUUAUUUGUGGCUGUUGACUAUUCUGGCCGAAGCAAUAAAAAAACUGUUUUUAAGUCUA
Messenger RNA from Stylophora pistillata, 3549 nucleotides. RefSeq lists its product as uncharacterized. Gene Ontology annotation, molecular function: protein binding; signaling receptor activity. The record is from RefSeq and is a predicted model, not a curated record. Gene Ontology annotation, biological process: positive regulation of JNK cascade; positive regulation of canonical NF-kappaB signal transduction. Lineage: Eukaryota; Metazoa; Cnidaria; Anthozoa; Scleractinia; Pocilloporidae.